Molecule: messenger RNA, 657 nt
Organism: Chrysochloris asiatica (Cape golden mole)
Lineage: Eukaryota; Metazoa; Chordata; Mammalia; Afrosoricida; Chrysochloridae
Product: glutathione S-transferase Yb-3-like
Exons: 8
Coding region: 1-657 (218 amino acids)
Biological process (GO): glutathione metabolic process
Molecular function (GO): glutathione transferase activity
Source: RefSeq, a predicted model, not a curated record
AUGCCCAUGAUUCUGGGAUACUGGGACCUCCGCGGGCUGGGUCAUGCCGUCCGCCUGCUCCUGGAAUACACAGACUCCAACUAUGAGGAAAAGAAAUACGCGAUGGGAGAUGCUCCUGACUUUGACAGAAGCCAGUGGCUGAAUGAAAAAUUCAAGCUGGGCCUGGAUUUUCCCAAUCUGCCCUACUUAAUUGAUGGGGCUCACAAGAUCACCCAGAGCAAUGCCAUCCUGCGCUAUAUUGCCCGCAAGCACAACAUGAGUGGGGAGACAGAAGAGGAGAAGAUCCGCGUGGACAUCAUGGAGAACCAGGUUAUGGACACCCGCAUGGAGCUGGCCAGGGUGUGCUACAGCCCUGAUUUUGAGAAACUGAAGCCACAGUACUUGGAGGGGCUCCCUGGAAAGAUGAAACUCUUCUCACAGUUCCUGGGGAAGCGGCCGUGGUUUGCAGGGGACAAGAUCACCUUUGUGGAUUUCCUUGUUUACGAUGUGCUUGAUGUUAUCCGAGUCUUUGAGCCCAAGUGUCUGGAUGCAUUCCCAAACCUGAAGGACUUCAUGGUUCGCUUUGAGGGCCUGAAGAAGAUUUCUGCCUACAUGAAGUCCAGCAAUUUCCUCCCACGCCCUUUCUUUGGAAAGCAGGCCCUGUGGGGUAGUAAGUAG